Messenger RNA from Malassezia restricta, 4356 nucleotides. Its product is annotated as ATP-dependent RNA helicase DHX29. The transcript has a single exon. Lineage: Eukaryota; Fungi; Basidiomycota; Malasseziomycetes; Malasseziales; Malasseziaceae. The record is from RefSeq and is a predicted model, not a curated record. Gene Ontology annotation, molecular function: protein binding; RNA binding; ATP binding. Bases 1 to 4356 code for a protein of 1451 amino acids. Gene Ontology annotation, cellular component: intracellular anatomical structure.
AUGGCCAAGAAGAAAAAGCUGCAGCUCAAGUCCAACGUGCAGCGCGGCUUUGCGACCACGUCGCAACCGAAGCGCGAGGCGCCACCCAAAGAGGCGCCACAAGCUGCGGAAGCGGCAUCCAAAACCCCCGAUGAGACGCCCUCCGCCGCGAGCCAAAGUACGGCGCCCCCCGUGCCAAAGGAGGCGCCGAGCAGCGAUGCCUUCGACCCUGAAGCGGAAGAACUGCAGGCCCUGCAGAAUCUUGUGCAGCUUGUCUAUCCCAAGGUCGAGAAAGAGACGCAACGCCGCGGAAAGACGAUCCAGUUUCAGCAGCGAUUUGCCAAGACGCUCUUGCCGGCCUCCUUGGAUGCGGGAGUGUGUGUCGAAACGCUGGCUAUGGUGCGCCAUGAUGCUGAGGCUAUCACGGACUGCGAACAGGUCAAUUUUCUGGCAGAUGACCCUCGGCAACGUAUGCUCCGCGAUACGCUCGGCGUAUCUCCCCCAGCAGAGUCCGAGGCCAAGGCACUGGAGCGAGCACUCACGCUCUGGGAGCUACUCCUAUCUCUCGGCUUUUCGCGCGAACAAGCAACGAUGGCUUUGCUGUAUGCACCCAAUCUCGAGACGGAAGAGUGCGUGGCAUGGCUCGUGGCGCAGCUAGAGCCACAGACGUACCGAGCGCUCUCGUUCAAUGUGGACACGCCACAAGAGUACGCCGCACCCAAAGCCGCUUCUAUGGACGAGUCCAUUCCGCCUGUCUACGAGGGCUAUACAUUCACACGCGCCGAGCAGGAUCCUGCUCUGGUGGCGAAAGACACAGCCCCCAAAAAAGAGGACGUGCGCGUCGUCACAGCCAGCAGCGUAGAUGCCCAGACGGUGGAACGUAUUCGUGCACAGACAGACACUUUGCUGCAGGAUCUAAACGCACAGCUCGACCAAGACGAUCCACUUGUCGACGUGAUUGAGCACCCGAAUGAUGCCUGGAGCACAGCACGGAUAGUAGCGCUACAAGUGGACAAAGACCGCGCGCGACGCAGCAAACUGCUCGGAGGUGUCCCAGACGACGAACUUGCCUCGCUCUUAUCGCAUGCUGAGGCAAGCAAGCGGCUUGACCGGCUGGCCGCGCGUGCUAAGGACAUGAUGCAGCAGAGUGAGAUGCAGCCUGACUUCCACCGCGGCUUGUCGAAUCAACGAUUCCGUGAACGUAUGCGCCAGCUCGAAGCUGACGAAGCCGCCAAGGCAGCUGAGCUACAGCGUGAAGAAGAGGCGCGACAACAGCGUCGCGCCGAUAUCGAGCAGCUCGACGAAUUAUCGGCGUCGCCGGAUCAAGAGCAGGAUGAGGCGCCACAGGACGAGGGACUGUUCGACCUGCUAGAAGAGCCUGCCCCUGCUGCACCGGACGCAAGUGUGCAGCUGCGCUCCAUUGCUACGCAAGGUAGUCAGCGAACGCCGCGGUCCCUACUGAGUGACGUGCUUCGUCAUGUGGAUCCCGGUGCUUCGUACAAAUUUAUACCCAUUUCGUCCGGCACAGUGCACCGCAGUGAGCUGCGAAUCCAAUGGACUGCAAGUGGCGGGCGUCCGCCACUGGUGGACACAUUCAGGCUGACCAAAGAGGGAUGUGCGUCCCGGACGUUGGCCGACGAUUACGUCGCGACCAUUGCCCUCAACUGCUUUGGCCGCGAGCGACAAGUCCAACGGCACAUGUCGCCCGGUUUCCGCGAUAUAUGGGACGAGCUAGAGAGUCUGCGCUCCCAGCAGAUGAAUGCAUUUCUGCGCGACGAGGUCCUGCAUGUGCAGCAUACGCUGAGGAGGCGCGUGCCACCAGCACCGCCGAAACGCGAGCAGCGCAAGACACUCAUGGAGCCUGUAGUAGCCCCGAUUGCCACGCGUGCGCGUGAGCCCAGUGAUGCACUGCGUGACAUGUGGACACGACGUAUGUCCUCGGAGGCGUAUCAGGCCAUGCUGCCAGGUCGUCGCGACCUGCCGAUCUACCAGGCUCGAGAUGCCAUCCUCCAAUGCGUAGCUACGUCCCAGGUGGUGGUGCUCAGUGGUGAGACGGGCUGUGGCAAGUCUACGCAGCUGCCAUCGUACUUGAUGGAGGACUGCCUCGCACGUGGUGAGCCCUGCAAAAUGUAUGUCACGGAGCCACGGCGAAUCUCUGCUAUAACGUUGGCAGAGCGGGUGUCACAGGAACUGGGUGAAAAGCCACGCUCGAUGGGAUCGCCAGAGAGCUUGGUGGGCUACGCCAUCCGUCUAGAAAGUCAAAUUGGCGCGAAUGCACGCCUCAUAUAUGCUACUACAGGUAUGGUGCUACGCAUGCUCGAGUCAUCUGUGCUAGAUGACGUAACGCACAUUAUCGUGGACGAGGUACACGAGCGGUCCAUUGAGUCGGACUUUUUGCUCAUUGUGCUCAAAAAGCUGAUGCAAGAGCGACCUGACCUGAAGAUUGUGCUCAUGUCAGCCACAUUGGAUGCAGAGCGCAUAAGUGCGUACUUUGACGGGUGCCCCACGCUCGCUGUCCCUGGCCGGACCUUCCCUGUCGACGUGCAUUACCUGGAGGAUGUGCUGGAAAUGUGCGACUACACUCUCGACCUCGAGUCACCCUAUGCUCGGACAGACAAGAUGAACAAGGUCGAUCUCAAGACAAAUAUCGAUGACAUCGAGGAGGACGAGGACGAUGUCGAUGACGUGCCAGGCAUACAAGACACGCAGCGCUACAGUGCCAAGACCAUUGAUACACUCCUCCACUUGAACGAGCACAAGAUUCCCUACGAACUGCUGGCGGCGCUCGUAGAGCGUCUGUGCUCAGACCCCGCGUAUGAGUCAUUUAGCCGCGCGAUCCUCGUCUUCCUCCCGGGUAUGGGCGAGAUUCGCGAAUGCAUGCGGCAUCUGAGUGAGCUGCGCCGGUUCCAGACUGAGUGUCAGGUGCAUGUGCUGCAUUCGAGCAUCGCAUCAGACGAGCAAACGGCCGCCUUUGCACCACCCCCGCAAGGCAUGCGUAAGAUUGUGCUUGCAACGAAUAUGGCCGAGACAGGUAUUACGAUCCCAGAUAUUACGUGUGUGAUCGACUCGGGACGGCAUCGCGAAAUGCGCUACGACGAGAAGCGCAAGAUUAGUCGACUGGUUGACUGCUUCAUUGCACGCAGUAACGCAAAGCAGCGCCGCGGACGAGCUGGACGCGUUCAGCACGGUAUUUGCUUCCAUCUCUUUACCCGUAAGCGGCAUGACGAGUACUUGGAUGCGCAUCCCAUACCGGAAAUGCUGCGUCUAUCGCUGCAGGAACUCGCAUUGCAGCUCAAAGUCAUGCCGCUUCGCAUCGGUGCCAGCAUUGAAGAUGCACUUUCACAAGCGCUUGAUCCGCCACUCGCGGCCAACAUCCAGCGCGCUGUGGCGUCGCUGGUCGAUGUCGAGGCCCUAACGCCGAACGAGGAGAUCACGCCACUCGGCCGCCACUUGUGCCAUAUGCCUCUGGACGUGCACCUCGCCAAGUUUUUGCUCGUGGCCGUGCUCUUCGGCUGCGUAGAUGCAGCUCUGUCAAUCGCCGCUGUUCUCAAUUCCAAGUCGCCCUUCCUCAGAAAUAUGGGUCGCGAGGCAGGUCGUGGACGUGCGGCGUUCCAUUCGACCGAGGCGCAGAGCGACUUUAUGGCGUUCGCUCAAAUGUUCCGCGCAUGGCGCUCGUCCGUAUCUCGCCACCAAGGCCAGGCGUUCUGCUCAGCGCAUUCUCUCAGUGCUGAUGUACUAUAUCAAAUCGAAGAGCUUCGGCAGCAAUACUUUUCAUACUUGAUCGAUACUGGGUUCGUGCAGGUCGACACGGACACACGCAAUGCCCUGGCUCGGCGUCGAUCUCGACAGGGUCGCCCUCGUUUGAUGGACAUUCCAGCGCACCUCGACACCUAUGGUCAGAGCGUCCCGGUGGUUACCCUAGCGCUUGUCACAGCCAUGUAUCCUAAGCUCUUACAGGUUGAUGAGAAGACCCAGCAGAUGCGCACCCUUACCAACAACCAGCCAGCGGCCGUGCACCCAUCUUCAGUGAAUGCACGUCGUGCGCUAGGGACGCCUUCUACCCAUUUUGUGUUAUACCAUGCGAUUGUAUACUCGCACCGACUGUAUGCAUGGGAAACGGCCGUCGUGGAUGACCGCAUGGUGCUACUGGUGGGCGGUGAUGCAGAGUUCAAGCACACGAGUCGGAGCAUGUAUAUCGACCACAACCGUGUACGCAUGUCAACAUACGACGCGCCGUCUCUCGUGGCGCUCCGCGUGCUUCGAGCGCAGCUGAAAGACAUCUUGCAGACAUCGUAUCGCUCCCCAGGACGACCGUGGACGCCAACGCAGCACCGGACGAUGCAGCUCGUAUUCCGCACCUUGGGUGUAUCGUCAUGA